AUGCAUGAUAUGUUGGAAGGUGCUCUUAAAUUUGAUAUUGGUUUGAUUCUAAAACAAAUGAUUUUUAGUUUCAAUUACUUUUCUAUGGAAACGUUAAAUAAUCGAAUUGAAUCAUUUAAUUAUGGAUCUUUAGAUAUUCGUAGUAGGCCCACAAUGUUAUCCUAUGAAAACCUUCGGCGUCAGGGAUUAAUCAAAAUGUCAGCAUCAGAAAUGCUAUGUUUUACAAGAUAUUUAGGAUUAAUUAUUGGGGAUCUUAUUCCUGAAGACUCAGAUUUAUGGGAAUUAUACAAAAUACUAAGGAAAAUUUUAGACAUUAUCUUAUGCAAAUCUGUUAGAUUGCCUGACUCAGUUCUUCUUAAAACACUCAUUUCUGAACAUCACACAUUAUAUUUAAGAUUAUUUCGCUCUAAUCUCAAACCCAAACACCAUCAUAUGGUUCAUUAUCCAUUUAUAAUUAAUAAAUCUGGACCACUGUCCCUUUUCUGGUCAAUGCGCUUUGAAGCCAAGCACAAAGAGCUCAAAGACACUGCUCAUGCAAUUACUUCACGGAAAAAUAUUCAAUAUACAUUAUCUCUAAAACAUCAGUUAAAACUCUCAUAUAAUUUUUCAUCUUCUAAUGCUCAUUUUUAUACAAAAAACAUGGAAGUUGGACGGAUUUUAAAGAUAAAUGAGUUAACAUCACAGUUCUACAAUAACUGUGAUAUUAGCUUUGUAACUACUAAUUUUGAUUUCUCUAAUGAUAAUAUAGCAUUUAUUUCUUGGGUAAAAAUAAAAAAUAUUCUAUUUAAUUGUAACAAUAUGUGUAUAGUUGUAAAUGCUAAUGAAAUUGAAAAUAUGUUACCAUUGUUUGGACUGAUAAAACAUAUAUUUAUUACAGAUGUUAACCUACCAUUUGCAAUAUGUAAAUUAUUUCAAACAAAUUAUUUUGAUGAACAUUAUCAGGCAUUUAAUGUUACUCUUAAAGCUAAAUAUAUUUGCAUCUUUUUGGAACAAUGUUAUCAGAGGUCACAUGAAGUCCAUGUAUCAGGCUCAGAUUUAAUUUUUAUUUCUUUAUAA
Acyrthosiphon pisum (pea aphid) is the source of this 1056-nucleotide messenger RNA. RefSeq lists its product as uncharacterized. The transcript has a single exon. Lineage: Eukaryota; Metazoa; Arthropoda; Insecta; Hemiptera; Aphididae. Bases 1 to 1056 code for a protein of 351 amino acids. The record is from RefSeq and is a predicted model, not a curated record.